GGGUGGAUGGGUGGAGGGCGUGAUCAGACCCACUGAUGCACUCGACAAACUCAGUUGUAAAUAGACCCGCCUUCCUUCAGCCCCGAGAAUAACCGAAACAGGAAACCAUCGCGCGGCGCAGGUCUCUCUCCAGCUCCCCGAUGCGCGAGCUGACGCUCGAAAACGCUCGGAAACGCGUCUCCAGCUCCAGCAGCAGCCCGGAGGACAAGAUAGGACCCGGUUACGCAGAUGAGCUCCUUCUAUGAGGACGCGGAGCUGCAGGGGGAGCUGCAGGGGGAGCUGGGGGCAGCUCCCGAGGAGGACCUGCAGUUUGAGUACCUGUUUGAGUAUGAGCCGCCCUGCAGCAGCUUUGCUGGGGGACAUCAAGAUGACCCCAACCUUGCGUCUCACAAAGUGCACAGUCCUGACUCUGAGCAGGCCUUCCCCCUGGACGAGAGCUCGCCCUACAAGAGCAAGUCCUGCAGCCCCCCCUUCACUGGGUACGACCACCCGGAGGCCCAGAGCUACCUGGAGAACAUCCGGCCGGCGGGCCUGGCCCUGAGCCCCCGCAUCGAGAUCACGCCGUCCCGGGAGCACUACAGCCAUGGCCGGGACAGCCUGCAGAACCAGCAGGUGAACAUCAGCCCCCGGCCCACCCUGACCGUGCCCGGCCAGGACGGCCCGGCCUACCGGGAGCCCCAGUGCCUGAGCCCGGCCAGCAGCAACUCCUCGGCCAGCUGGCACUCGGAGAGCUUCUCCCCCUGGGCGUCCCCCUGCGUGUCCCCCGGCAGCGGCGGCCACAACCCCGGUGACCUCUGCCCCCGGCUGCAGAACAUCCACACGGGCUCCCCCCGCACCUCCCCGGGGGCGUCCCCCCGCGCCAGCCUGGCCGAGGACGGCUGCCUGGGCCCCCGGUCCCCGUCCCCCCGGGCCGGCUCCCGCUCCGCCUCCCCGCAGGGGAAACGCACCUACCAGAUGUACAGGAACCCAGCGCUGGUAUCCGGGCACCGCUCCCGCAGCCCGUCCCCUCACGGCGGCCACGAGGACCCGCUGGAACACCACUACCCCCACGGCCUGGCCGACGGCCUCAACGGCUACGGCCACGGCCAGCCGGGCCUGCUGCCCACCAAGAUAGUCAAGACUUCCAACCAGGUCUACACUCUGUACCAGGAGAACCACGGGGACGGGAACUACCUGAUGUCCUGUGAGCAGGACGGGAAAGCCAAACCUUCUGCCGAGCCGUUCUUCGUCAUCCCCCCAAUCUGGCCCAAGCCACUGGUCUCCAGUAUCUGCAGCAUCCCGGUGGCCUCGCUGCCCCCUCUGGAGUGGCCCAUUCCCAGUAGCAUCAACCAGUACGAGCUCCGCAUUGAAAUGCAGCCCAAGCCGCACCACAGAGCUCACUAUGAGACGGAGGGAAGCAGGGGAGCAGUCAAGGCCCCCACGGGGGGCCACCCCGUCGUGCAGCUACACGGCUACAGAGGGAAGGAGCCGCUGGGCCUGCAGAUCUUCAUCGGUACGGCGGACGAACGCGUCCUCAAGCCUCACGCCUUCUAUCAGGUCCACCGGAUCACCGGCAAGACCGUCACCACCACCAGCUUUGAGAAGGUCGUCAACGGCACCAAAGUCCUGGAAAUCCCACUGGAGCCAAAGAAUAACAUGAAAGCAAUAAUUGACUGUGCUGGAAUUCUGAAGCUCCGGAACGCUGACAUCGAGCUGAGGAAGGGCGAGACGGAUGUUGGUCGGAAAAACACCAGAGUUCGUCUGGUGUUCCGCGUGCAUGUCCCUCAGCCUGGAGGACAGCACAUGUCCCUGCAGGUCGCCUCGCAUCCCAUCGAGUGCUCCCAGCGCUCAGCACACGAGCUUCCCAUGGUGGAGAAGCAGGACAUGGACGGCUGCUCUGUCCUGGGCGGCCAGCAGAUGAUCCUGACCGGGCAGAACUUCAGCUCCGACUCUAAGGUGGUUUUUCUGGAGAAAACCCAAGAUGGACAGCAAAUCUGGGAAGUGGAGGCAACGGUGGACAAAGACAAGAGCCAACCUAACAUGCUGUUUCUGGAGGUACCGUCUUACCGGGAUGCAUCUGUUUGCCAUUCUGUCAAAGUCAACUUCUACGUCAUCAAUGGCAAGCGAAAGCGCAGCCAGCCUCAGCAUUUCACCUACACUCCUCUGGCAUCUCCAUCCAUCAAGACUGAACCUAUAGACGAGUAUGAGUCGGAGCACAUGGGCUUCCCAGUGCCGCAGAUCUUUGGCUUACCGCCCCAUUCUUACUACCAAAGCCCUCACGGCGUCCUGCACUCGGACAAUGGCCUGAUCUCUGGCAUGGCUUCCUGCCAGCGUCUCGGCUCCAGCCUCCCGGGCCAAGACGCGCGUUUCCGGCAGCAGAGCUCGGCUAUCAUCUACUCGCGGGGUGGAAAGAACCCGGGCUGCGGCCCUGGCGUCUGGCAGACUGGAGGGGUAAUACCUGAAGCUCACUGCUCCGUCCUGGUGCACACGGGCUCACCGGCUCAGGCUGGGGGUCCCGUCGGUGCAGGUCAACACCCCUCCAUCAUCCAGUUUUCUCCCACUAACCAGCAGCUGCUGCGUGCAGGAGACGCUCAGACUCUCCCUCCCUCCCAGCCUGCUACCCAGCAGGUUCUCUACUGUGAUGAAUAUCCCCCGCAGGGCGCGGCCACUGCCACACACCUGCAGGCGCAGGCUGCAGCCGCUGCCGCUGCCGCCACACACCUGCAGGCCCAGGCUGCAGCCGCCGCCGCCACACACCUGCAGGUUCAGGCUGCAGCCGCCUCCACACACCUGCAGGCUGCAGCCGCCUCCACACACCUGCAGGCUCAGGCUGCAGCCGCCGCCACACACCUGCAGGCUCAGGCAGCGCCGGCCCACCCGCAGCCCUGUCCCACUGUCAUCCAGCAGCAGCCCUAUGUUCAGAAGGAGCCGCAGAAGGGCCGGGCCGUGCCUGGGGCCGAGCACGUGGAGGCCCCAGGAGACGGACAGAGGACGGUGACGGUCAAAGAGGAGAAUUUGGACCAGGCUUACCUCGAUGAUGGUGAGUUGAAUGAGAUCAUAAGAAAGGAUCUGACAGGCGUGCAGGCCAGAGGGCAGACAUAAACAACGGACAUGAGGAGGAAAUGACAACACGCCCCCCUACCCCCGUUACACGCAGACACACAUGCACACACACAACCUGCAGCCUUCCAUUCAGGUGAUGCGCUUCCACUGACAAUCACAUCCUUUCUUUCCUUUUCUUUAUGCAUUGAAAAAGAAAUAUCAGUUCCUGACUGCUGUUUUUGCCCUGGAAGUUUUCCUGCAAUACACAUCUGGUAAAUAGAAGGAUUUAUUUGACUUAUAACCAGUACUGGAGUUGAGGGGGGAUGAGGGGGGACGGCAUCCCCCCCUGAAAUAAAAACGGUCCAAAUCAUCCCCCUGUAAAACUGCCAUCCCUCCUUUCCAUCCCUUAUGUCAUUUCAUCAAUGAAUGUGGUUUUACUGCUAUUUCAACAUUUAGAGUCAUCACCAGAAAAAUAACACCAGAAAAAUAACUUAUUUGACAAU
This is a messenger RNA of Cololabis saira (Pacific saury), 3524 nucleotides long. RefSeq names its product nuclear factor of activated T cells 2a (gene nfatc2a). The coding region runs from base 229 to 3081 and encodes 950 amino acids. Gene Ontology annotation, molecular function: RNA polymerase II cis-regulatory region sequence-specific DNA binding; transcription factor binding; DNA-binding transcription factor activity, RNA polymerase II-specific. Gene Ontology annotation, biological process: cytokine production; calcineurin-NFAT signaling cascade; regulation of transcription by RNA polymerase II. Gene Ontology annotation, cellular component: transcription regulator complex. The record is from RefSeq and is a predicted model, not a curated record. The transcript has 10 exons. NCBI's taxonomy places the organism in Eukaryota, Metazoa, Chordata, Actinopteri, Beloniformes, Belonidae.